UCAUGCAUUUAUAGAUUUUGACUGAAUCCCGCUGGAAAGGCAACUAGUUAGUGGUGCUCAGUAGCCAUCGGAUUAAAGAAAAGUUACUUAUUUAAUCUAAUUAAUGUUAAUAUUGAACGCACUGUGCUAGCGCCUAGACAUUCAAAGCAUUGUAGGCAACCUCUUGCCUCCAAUAGCCAGUCCUCUCCCAGGCAUUCGCAGCCAGGUGUGUCGACUCACUCGCCUUCAGCUAUAUGUUCUUAAAGGUAGAGGUACCAGCUUUUCAUCCGCUGAAGAGGAAGUGGAUCAGAACUCUGCUCCUGCCUUGGUAUAUUUAAGCCUUCUCAAAUACUUUUGUCCUAGGAGCUCAUCAGAAUACAGUACGUACCAAUUUUCAUGAUGAGCACCAGGUAUUGGUGCCUAGGCGCUUGGGUCUCUCGUCCCCAUCUAGGCCCUCUGCACCAUCUGAGGCAUCACACUCCAUUGCUUCAGCUUACUCGGUCCUUUCCAUGCCUCACCCGGGACCAGCUGUUGGUAGUCUGGCACUACCUGUUGUACGUAUGAUGACACAGUCUCCUCAUUCAUCUUCGUUGACACUGGGGAUCUUUCACUAACCACCACUUGAACAUGAAUGGACAGGUACAUCCUUAUCAGGAUUCUUGAAGAUGUAUGUAAUGAUAGUGGCAUUUUGAGCUUCAUAUUAGAAACACGUCUUCUCGGUUAUUAAGAAUAUAGAUACAUUUUUAAUUGCUUAGUUUCUGAAGUUGUGUUACAAAUGUUUUAAUAACCUUAGGAGAUAUGGUGUUUUUAACAAGGUAUAAUGACAUUAGUAAGUUUUUUGCAAAAUUUUUGGAAAAUUAUAUUUAUAGCACUCUAGAAUCCUAAUGAUUUUAUAAAUUCUGUAAUUAAUUAUAUUUUUUAGGACAAAGGAUAACAAAAAUUGCUGAGGAUUCUGCUGGGGUAUCCAACAAUAAAGAUUGUGUGGAUGCAUCCAGCUCCCAAGGUCACUCUUCAAAAGUUGUCAGUGCGUCUGAACAGCCAUCAUAUGCUUCUGUAUCAAAGGUAGGCAGUGACUCGGAAACAGAUUGUAAUCCUGCCUUUAUGGAACCUGAAACAUUGCUUUAUUGUCUAGAAGAAACUGAAAAUAGUGUUAGCAAAAAUAUGGACGGUCAGAAAGAUUCAAAGUUACUCCAAUUAAAGAAAAAGGUGCCAAAGGUACGCCCCAAAAGAGCCAGGAAAGCCCGUUAUGAUGCUGAUUAUGUGGAGAUUGAUGAAUUAUUUUGUAGUGAAGAGGAAGACAUUGACUCUGCUCCAGAAGUCCAAGGUUUCUGUAUGAGACCCGAGGCUGUAAGUGAUCAAAGUACUCAGACCAUCUUGCAGCACACCUACAUUAGGAAUCUGGAAGAUGAAUGCUAUAAUUUAAGAUGCGAGUUGUCACGAAUUAAAGGAAAAUAUAUGUUCAAAGAUAUGGAGCUUGAGAUGUUUAAGGACAAUGAUGAAAAAGUUAAAUACUUAACAGGCUUAGAAAACUAUGACAUGUUGAAGGCUCUUAGUGAAAUUAUCAGUGACUGUCAGCGACAUCUCGUUAGAUUAAGUUGUUUCCAACAGCUUAUGGUUACUUUGAUGAAGAUUAAGUUGAAUUUGCCAAUGAAAUUUUUUGGAGUGUUGUUUAAUGUCAAUUUAACUGGUAUAUCCAGACUAUUUAAUGAAACAAUUGAUAUUCUUUUCAAGAAGCUAGUCCCUCUUUAUAUUGCUUGGCCCAGCAGAGAGGAUAUGAGGAAAAUACUUCCUUCUGAACUCAAUGACUGUCAGAACUUUGUAUAUAUAACAGAUACAUUCGAUUUACAAGUAGACCUGUCAAGUGGGCCGUCAUCAACUUUUAACAAAGUUGAUGGUGGAAAUAAUCUAGAUUUGAAUACUUCAAGUAAAGGCCAGACAGUAAGGAGAUUUCUCAUGACAGUAGCCCCUCAGGGGUCUGUCAUUUUUAUUUCAAAGGGGGUGCUUGGCGAAGUAAGUGACAGAACUCUUGCUCUUGAAAGUGGGUUUUUUGAAAACAUCACCCCAGGGGAUGUUAUCUUAACAGAAAAAGAACUGGGUAUUGAUGAUGCUGUUGCUGUAAUGGGUGCAACUCUCAGAAGCUCUAAUUCUGUAAAGAGUUCUGGGAAAGCUUUGAUGAACCAGGGAGUGGAGGAAAAUCCAAGGCUGGCUCGUAUUAAAAGGGUUAUCCAGCUUUUAAAAAAGAAAUAUAUGAUUUUGGAUAACAAAAUUCCCAUAAAUUGGGUCAAGGUUUCUGAAAAAGAAACUUAUACAACACUUGACAAAAUUGUUCACAUAGUUUGUGCUUUGUCAAAUAUGGCUAAUAGAGUUUGGUCAUAUGAAAAGUAUCUCCCUCCAAAGAUGCAAAGUGUUCCUACCUAGGUAAGAUAAGAAGAGAAAAUGGAAGUCUUAUCAAGAGAAAUAUUUCAGCCAGUGGGCAAGUACAAAGUUGUAGAUGUUAUAUUUAUACAGUUGCAAAGAAAAAAUGCAGGAAAAUAUUUCAAUAGUCAUCGGUGUUAAAUAUUGUGCUGUGAAGGUGCCAACACAAUGUAUAAUUUUUUGGUAGCUGUUAUUUUGUUAAUUUUUCCUAUUUGAUAUUAAACAAGUACUUUAAACAUAAGUUAUUAUUUAGGAUGAAUUUUAUAUACAGUUAGAGAUAGCUUGUAUAUCUGUGCUGAUAGGUGAGUCAGCACUCAAACAAAAGAUGAAAAGCUGGCAGGAUAACUGCUUAGUACAGAUGUUCUCCACCAGGCGUGUUUCAAAUGGUUUAGUUAUUGUCAGAAUUCUCCUUGCCACCAUUGUGUAUAGGCAUUUAUAGGUGUUUCAUGGCUGUAUGCUGCUAGCACAGUACUCUAUAUUUAUAUGCCUUCUACUGGAAUCAAGGCAAAGAACGUCAGGUUAGGAAGGAAUGAUUACUGUGUUAGCUGGAUGUAGAUUUAUUAGGAGAUACACACUGCACUGGCUGCUAUGUUAUCCAGUGUGAUCUUGAGAAUAGAUGUGAAGAAGUAGGGGUUUUCAAUGGACUUUCUGCCUAAGUUUGUUACUACAGGAACAGAAGCCGUUAGAUUGAGAACGCAACUAAUUUAGUCAGGUCACAAACCUGCCAUUUCUCCACCUUCUCCAGGUCCUUCAUCUAUAGUUAUUCAUGCUCAGUCCUGGCUUUAGCUCCGCCCUCUGCUCCUCUUUCUGAUUAGGAAAAGCAUAUUGAGAA
Messenger RNA from Macrobrachium nipponense, 3226 nucleotides. RefSeq lists its product as uncharacterized. The record is from RefSeq and is a predicted model, not a curated record. The transcript has a single exon. The coding region runs from base 1081 to 2397 and encodes 438 amino acids. NCBI's taxonomy places the organism in Eukaryota, Metazoa, Arthropoda, Malacostraca, Decapoda, Palaemonidae.